This is a messenger RNA of Cordyceps fumosorosea ARSEF 2679, 2418 nucleotides long. RefSeq names its product HET-C domain protein HetC. The coding region runs from base 1 to 2418 and encodes 805 amino acids. Lineage: Eukaryota; Fungi; Ascomycota; Sordariomycetes; Hypocreales; Cordycipitaceae. The transcript is spliced from 4 exons. The record is from RefSeq and is a predicted model, not a curated record.
AUGCCGUCAUUCCUGCUUUCGCGGGGUACCUUUACCCUGCUCGUGGCGGUCCUUUGUCUGGCCUACCUCCCUGGCAAGGUCGCCGCAUUUGGUGCGGGAAACAUCCCAUCCAUUGCGCAGGUUCGUGUUCUUGCUCAAAUUCUCAAUGUUCAGUUUCCUAAAUUGACGCAGGUAGAAGGGUUCAACUGGCGACAUGGAGAUAUUGAGGACAUGCUCACGAGUCUUGCGUUUUUGCACGGCAAGAAAUGGAGUUCAAUGAAUGUGAAACGUGUGUACUUUGGCAACUGGCUCCGCGACUACUCGCAGGCCGUCGACGUUGGCAGUCUCAAAGGUGUCAACGCCGCAACCAUUCGCAUUCUUGUUUGGGUUCUUUCUUUCAUGGCUCACGGAUAUGCUACCGAUGAAUUCGAAGUCACCGACGAACGCCUUGGCUGCUACCGACCCGAAGAGCACAUUGACAACCCCCUCGGGUAUGCCGAAGGUGUUGAUGCUCGCACGCUUGAUCCACGCCUAAGAGGACCCGUUAGACCUGUUGAAACCGAAAUUGAUAUGGAGACUGGCAUGAAGAAUUACAUCAAGAACGAAAAGGGCGACUGGGCGACCAGUGCUGGCUAUCUGCGAUUCAGCAUUGCUCGCUGCAUUCACUUUGGUCGCAUCUAUACCAAUGGAGACAAGGGCAAAGGAAAGGAAGAGAACCUUUGUGAAGCUCUACGAUGCCUUGGUCAAGCCUUGCACUGUCUGGAAGACUACAGUGCUCACAGCAACUAUUGCGAGCUUGCUCUUCGAGAACUGGGCCACCACAACGUGUUCCCUCACUGCGGCACUCAAGCUGAGAUCAACGUUCGUGGCAAGAGAAUUUAUCCUAUCAUUACUGGAACUUUUGGGGGUGUUGACUUCCUUCACUCUGUCAUUGGAGAAGCCAAUGAUCACUUCACCCAGUCCGAGGUCGACGAGGUCGACGUUGCUUUGAAGAACGCCGAAUCUGCCCGAAGCGGUGGUGGUGGUUCAACCGAUCGCGGCUUUCUCGGUGUUUCUGCGCCAAAUGAUUUCAUCUCACUAGUUUCUAAGCUCCCCGGCGAGGGAGACAGUUUCGCUGCUCAAGCCAGAGAGCUCCAGGCUAUGUCUGACGCUCAAGAUCAGCAGAACCGGUCCAUGGACCGAGGCAUGGAUCGAGCCAGAGCGGAAGGAAAUACCAACAUUGUUCCGGGUAUGAGCCCCGACUUUGACCCUGUCAAGACUGCGAGACAGAUUUACCCGAUUCUUCAGUUCAGGGACAGAAUUGUCAAAACAAUCAGCCGAGGAAUCGCCAAGAUCCCUGGCCUUGAGAAGCUUCUCGAACACAUCAGCGAAACUCUGACCGCGUUUGUCCUCGGACUUCUCGCCCCCUUUAUCCGUCCCAUUAUCAACCAAGUGUCCAAGGUCCUCAAAGAUGGUUCUUCGGGCAUUAUCUCGGCUAGCUCCAAAUCUCAGCUGGAGCCCUGGGACAAUCCUCUUUGCUCGGAUCCUACUCACUCCAUGUUAUCGAAGGAUCAUUUUACCAACAUCCUCAACUCUUGCGCUGGUCGCGUCGCUGCAACCUGUCUGCAGUAUUCUGUUCCUCGCAUUCUCUUUGCCUGGGACAAUAUUGGUGUGCCCACCGACGAAGUCACCAAUGAUAUUCUUCGCGCCUUGCACCACCCUGCCCUUCGCGAUGAAGGUAUCGAGAUUCAGCGAGACAUGUUCAAGACUGUUCGAAAGUGGGCUGACGAACAUCCUCGUCGCCAUGAACUGGAUCGGCUCUUGUCUUCCGAAUCUGUCAAGGCCGGGAAGAACCAUAUUCUGAACCAGCAAGGAGGCAGUGGCAAGCGCGAUAUUCACUCUUGUGGAGGCGGCUUAGACUCAGCACACGCGGGCCACGGCAAGGUUGCCGGCUCGCUCUGGUCCCAAAUUCAGACACGAGACUUGGCCUCGAUUCAAGGAGGCGAUGGAAACGCCAGUGAAAACUACAUGUCGCACUCGCCUGCGCCACCGACAAGUCGCCCGCCUCCAUCGGACGGAUACAACUACAGCCAGCCAACAUCCGGGCCUCCAGGGGGAUACAACCAACCGCCCCCGAAUCCAGGUCAAUACUUCUCUGGAUAUAGCCAGGGACCUCCCCCUCCCCAGCAAGGUGGCUAUGGUGGCGGGCCUGGAUAUGGAGGUCCUCCCCAGGGUCCUCCCCAAGGUCAAUGGGGUGGUCCGUCGCCGCCCGCCCCCCAAGGGUACGGCGGCCCUGGCUACGGCGGAGGCGGUUACGGUCCUGGACCUGGCGGCCCUCCCGGCCCUGGCUAUGGCGGUCCUUCAUCGCAGCAGUACCCGCCAUACGGGCAGCAGCCUCCUCCGGGUCAAGGCCCACCCAACUCGUGGAAUCAGUAUCCUGGACAAGGGUCUCGGUACUAG